UUCUAUUUUACUUUAAACAACUAAUUAAGAUAAGCCGUUAUUUAGUUUUUGGACACCUAGUUAACUUUGAAUAGCUUUUAGUUCACUUGUUUGCCUAUAAUGACCAGUAAGGCCAAUGUCCAAUGUUACACAAUACGUCUUCUACCAGGCCAGGACCUUAGAGAAGGAAUAGAGGAGUUUGUGGAGAAGAAGAACCUUGGAGGCGGCGUUCAUAAUGACUUGUGUGGGGAGUAUAGAAAGCGCUACUUUAAGAUUUCCAAUACCAAAGACAGGACCUAUUCCUGCUAUGAAUCGGGAGUUGACCUACAAGAAAGAGUACUUUGACAUCCUAUCUCUAGUGGGCACUGUCAGCCUGGGGGGUUGCCAUCUGCACGUGGUAUUAGGGCGGGCUGAUGGCACCGUGGUAGGGGGCCACCUUGUGGGCAAUGCCAAGGUACAUACCACUGCCGAAGUAGUCAUUGGAGAGAGUCUGCAGGAAGUUUAUGUCAGGAAGAAUGACCCCAAAACCACUUUCAAUGAAUUGGAAGUCAAACCCAGAUAGUAUCGCUUUAUUUCCUUACUCUACACAAUAGCAUUAAAUUGUUAAAUUAAAAAAUAUGUUUUGAACUCUAAAUUGA
Molecule: messenger RNA, 617 nt
Organism: Homalodisca vitripennis (glassy-winged sharpshooter)
Lineage: Eukaryota; Metazoa; Arthropoda; Insecta; Hemiptera; Cicadellidae
Product: bifunctional protein GlmU-like
Exons: 2
Coding region: 215-541 (108 amino acids)
Source: RefSeq, a predicted model, not a curated record